AGGGCGUACCAUCCUCUCUACUACUACUACUACUACUACUACUACUACUACUACUACAACAACUACUACUACAACUACAACUACUACUACUAGUGCGACUACAGCUAAAGAUCUGCCGACCCCCCAAGCCAGCCAACCCUCGCAAGAUGGCUCCCUCUGUGGCCCCCUCCCCCCUCCGCCCCACUGCCACGAAGGAGGGGCAGGGGGCGGUGGACGUUGAGGGGGCGUGGCUCCCUGAGACGUGUUGUGGUCAGAGGAGGUGUGGGGCCCGGAGGUGGGGUGUGUGUGUUAAUUGGCUUAUCUAUCUAUCAGUGUUUGCAGGGCUGGCGGUGCUGCUACUGGGGGUGGUGGCUCCUUCACACACCACCAUCACCUGCUCUGACCCGCUCAUCCACCGAGAGGUCAAGAAAGAGACCGUUCCCAUUAGUCUUCUAUUCACCCUCUCCUUCAUAGUCCCUUUCUUCAAGAUACUAAUAGUGGAGUGGGUGAUGCCGCCAGCCAGCCCCUCAGCCCCCAGCAAGACCCCUCUACGUGUGGGGCUGCGGCGGGCCUGGCGGUACCUGGGUGACCUGUUCGUGGGUUGCCUGUUCAUGUACUUCACCACAGACCUGAUCAAGACUGUGGUGGGAGAAGCGAGGCCAAAUUUCUGGGCCCUGUGUCAACCUAACCUUACCGAUCACCAGUGUAGCCAAGUGUACACCACAGUCACCUGGAAGGACUGCACGAAUCCCUACAAGCUGCGGCACUGGAGGCUGGCCGAGACUAUGAAGUCCUUCCCCUCAGGACACGCCGCCAUCUCAGUCUUCUCCUCUCUCUUCAUCAUGGCGUACACUCACAAGAGGCUGUGGCGCACCAUUCCCAGCUUGGUGAGUCCGUGGCUGCAGCUGCUGUGGGUGAUCUGGACCAUCGUGUGCUGUCAGUCACGUGUGUGGGACAACAAACACUUCUGGUGGGACGUCUUGGCUGGGGCUCUCAUCGGCGCGCUCUUCGCCUUUCUAACGCUGCAUUACCUGACCAACUGGUUCGAGCGGGAGGAGGAAGAGGAGGAAGAGGGAGACACAGCGCUCCUCUCACGAAGGAAGGAACCCACCUCCCCCUCUCCUUCCCCUUCAUCCUCUUCCUACAUCCCGGAGGAGGAGGAGGAGGAAGGGGACAACCUCUCUCGAUUCUCAGGAACCUCCAUUAAAAGGCUAAUUGGAGGAGCCCCGCGGGGGAGACCCAGUCCUCGGGGUACCACAGCCGCGGGGGAAGCAGCAGCAGCCUCGGGGGUGGCGCUGGGGGCAGUGCAAGUGAAGGAGGAGUGA
Portunus trituberculatus (swimming crab) is the source of this 1304-nucleotide messenger RNA. RefSeq names its product phospholipid phosphatase 1-like. Gene Ontology annotation, biological process: phospholipid dephosphorylation; phospholipid metabolic process; signal transduction. The transcript is spliced from 8 exons. Gene Ontology annotation, molecular function: phosphatidate phosphatase activity. The record is from RefSeq and is a predicted model, not a curated record. Lineage: Eukaryota; Metazoa; Arthropoda; Malacostraca; Decapoda; Portunidae. The coding region runs from base 147 to 1304 and encodes 385 amino acids.